AUGUCUUCCUCACUACCUGAGCAACACUCAGAAGCCCCCGAGCCACUACAUCCACUCGAGACCGAAACGCUAGACACCCUUCGCAGCCGGGGCAUUACUGAACAUCCUCAUGCCCUGGAGCCCAACUACCCAGCUAUCGGACACAACGAUAAUCCCGUAUUUCCCGAGGAAUAUGUCGUCGAAACAAGCACUGGCCUUGUCCCUCAGAGGACUCUCGAGCAAAUCCGAUCCAAUGGAUCUGUCUCAUCUACCGAAGUUGCGACACCCGCAAACGAAAGAGACGCAGACCUCGAAAAAGGCGGAAAUGGCCCCACAGAGUUCGUAACAUUUACAAUCAAUGACCCCGAACAUCCUUACAACUGGUCUCGCGCCUACCGAUGGUACAUCACCAUGGUAGCCUCAGCCCUAGUCGUAUGCGUCGCCUUCGGCUCCUCAAUCGUCACCGGUGGUCUUGAUCUAAUCGAGGACCAAUACAAUGUCUCCCUUGAAGUAGCAAUCCUAACCUGCUCAAUCAUGGUCUGUGGUUUCGCAGUCGGCCCACUCCUCUGGUCCCCCCUCUCCGAGAUCAUAGGCCGAAGACCCGUCUAUAUCAUCUCACUCGGUCUAUACGUCAUCUUCAACAUCCCCUGCGCCCUCUCCCCAAACAUUGGCGGCCUCCUCGUGUGCAGAUUCCUCUGCGGCGUCUUCUCCAGCUCAGGACUCUCCCUAGCAGGAGGCACAAUCGCAGAUAUCUGGAGCAUCGAAGAGCGCGGCAUGGCAAUCGCCUACUUCGCUGCAGCCCCAUAUUGCGGGCCCGUCCUCGGACCCAUAGUAACAGGCUGGAUCAACGUCGGCACCGGCCGUCUUGACCUCUUCUUCUGGGUGAAUCUAGCAUUCGCAGGCGCAAUAAUGGUGCUCGUCGCCCUAGUACCGGAGACAUACGCCCCGAUAAUCCUCAAACGCCGCGCCGCAAAGCUCCGCAAAGAAACAGGAAACCCGAACAUCAUCACCGAGCAAGAAAAGACGAAACUCACGUUGGGCGAUAUCGCUCGCACAAGCCUCAUCCGUCCCAUCACGAUGAUCAUGACCGAGCCAGUCCUCGACCUCAUGUGCAUGUAUAUCGUCCUCAUCUACGCCAUGCUGUAUGCCUUCUUCUUCGCAUACCCAGUCAUUUUUGGCAACUUGUACAACUACAAUGACGGCCAGAUCGGCCUCAUGUUCAUACCGAUCUUGAUUGGCGCUGCGUUCGCACUUGUCGUCACACCUCUCAUUGAGAAUAAUUUCAAGAAAAUUUGCAGUCUUCGCGCACCAACACCUGAAGAUCGACUCAUUGCUGCUUUGAUUGGCGCGCCGUUUAUUCCAAUUGCGUUUUUCUUGCUCGGUGCUACUUCCUACAAGCAUAUCAUUUGGGUCGGGCCUGCCUCUUCUGGCAUUGCUUUCGGGUUUGGAAUGGUGCUUUGCUAUUAUGCUGUCAAUAAUUAUAUUAUUGAUUCUUAUCAGAAGUAUGCCGCUUCUGCUUUGGCUGCUAAGGUUUUCUUGAGGUCUGGUGGUGGAGCGGCUUUCCCGCUGUUUACAACUCAGAUGUAUGAUCGUCUGGGCUUGCAGUGGGCUUCUUGGUUGCUUGCUUUCAUUGGAGUUGCUAUGGUGUUUAUCCCCUAUGUCUUCUACGUGUUUGGUGCUCGCUUGCGGGCGAAGCUUUCUCGGGACUAG
This is a messenger RNA of Penicillium nucicola, 1689 nucleotides long. Its product is annotated as MFS transporter. The record is from RefSeq and is a predicted model, not a curated record. Bases 1 to 1689 code for a protein of 562 amino acids. The transcript has a single exon. Gene Ontology annotation, biological process: transmembrane transport; spermine transport. Gene Ontology annotation, cellular component: fungal-type vacuole membrane. Gene Ontology annotation, molecular function: spermine transmembrane transporter activity. Lineage: Eukaryota; Fungi; Ascomycota; Eurotiomycetes; Eurotiales; Aspergillaceae.